AUGGCCACCGCGUCGUCCUCCGUGUCGCGCGCGUGGGACUCGAUCCUCGGCUCCGACUCCCUCGACUCCCCGCCCGCCGCCUCCCCCUCCGACUCCCGCUCCCCCUCCGCCAGCGCCCCCUCCGCCGCCUCCGACGCCGCGUCGCUGCUGGAGCGCCUGUGCCCGUGGACUAGCGUGGAGUUCGGCUAUCCUGGGUCUCUUAACUACCGCUCGUUGCUGCUGGACUUUCACGGGCAGUUGGUGUCGCCGUGGCAUCACGUGCCGCUGCACGCUAAGAACGGCGCGCUGCACUUCGUGUGCAAGACGCCGCAGGAUUGCUGGGUCAAGUACGAGGCGGCUCCCGACGAGGAUUACACGCCCAUCCGCGUUCACCGCGCUCCCGCUCCCGCCGCCGCCGCUGCUUCCGCGAGCGGUGUUUCGUCUCCGUCGCCGUCGCCGUCACAUCUGCAGCCGCCUUCGCACGUGCAACAGGGCCCGCCGAGCCGCGACGGCGAGGAGUCGAGGCGAGAGGACCUCGGUCUGCCGCGGCAGGAGGGCGUCUUGAAGGAACGCGCCGCGGUGGACUGGACGCGGCUCCGGCCGCAGCACUACGCGGAGAACUCGAUGUUCAACGUGGGGUUCCUUCCACAGACGUACGCGGACCCCGAGCAGCCCGCGGGAGCGGACGCCGCCGGCGGAAUUUUCGGCGGCGGUGGCGGCGGAGGUAGUGGCGGCGUGUGGGAGGGUUUGGUGAACGACGGGCGACCGAUUGAGGCGAUCGAGAUCGGCGGGAAGCGCAUGCGCACGGGGGAGGUCUGCUCCGUGCGCCCGCUCGCGGUGUUCGCGGUCGCGGGGCCGGCGCGCGCAGAGAUGAGCGCGGAGGGGGGAGCGGGUGGGGGAGGAAGCGUGGUAGGCCGAGGGGCAGGUGAGGGGGAAACUGAACGCGACAGCGGAGCGGAGGGACGCGCGGAGGGGCGGCGGACGCUGUCGUGGGUGGUGGUGGUCGUUUCCACGGAGGACGCUUUAGCGAGUGUGAUACAAGAGGGGGCGACGGGGAUACCAUCCGUGCUGUUACCCGUGCUGGAGCAGAUAGUGGAGUGGGUGCGCUUCGCGCCUUGCGUGAAUCACGACGACGACGAGGCGGAGUUUCCGCUGGGCGAGGAGCCGGGCGGAAUGCAAGCGGCCAUGGUGGUGGUGGCGCAGGCGCACUGCGCAUGGCAGCUGCUGGCGGACGACUGCCCGCCGCCGCCCCCCUGGGUCCCCGCGGACCGCGUCCUUUCCGCCUCCGCACUGCACCAGAUCUGGCAGUCGCGCGGGUACCUCCCCCCCGUUCCGCCGCGCGUUGCGUCCUCCGCCUCCGCCGCCAGAGCCGCAUCCCCCGCGCCGUUCCCCACGUCCUCCUCCGCCCCUCUGGGCCCGGGCCCGCCGCCCUCCCCUUACACCUCCGCCUCCGCCUCCGCCAGCGCAUCCCGCCCCACGCCUCUCCCCCCCAACCUGUCCAUGCCGUCACUGCAUCUCACCGCUUCCUCCUCCUGCUCUUCCCCCUCCGCUUCCCCCCUCCAUACAUCCAAUCCUCCCGCGGACUCCGCCUACGCGCUCCCCCCAGUCUCCCCCUCCUUCCCCUCCCCGCCGCCGUUCUCCGCGUCGUCUCCGUCCGCGUCGCCCCCGCCCGCGCUGCCGCCGUUCGGCGCGAUCCCCAUGUCGGACCAGCGCGUGGGUUCGUCUGCGCGGCGGAACGAGGCGCACGCCGCGGGGGGCAUGGGCGCGGGGGAGCUGGGCGCGCCCAUGGACGGCGGAGGCGGAGCAGCCAUUGGGGGGAGCUUCAGGGGAAGUGGGAGGGAGCGGAAGGCGCACAAGGGGGGGGGUGGGAGCAGCAGCAGCAGCAGCGGGAGCAGCUUCAGCAGAGGCGGGCUUGGGAGCAUGAGUGCGAGGAGCAGCAGUAGCAACAGGCACGGGGGGGGCGGAGGGGCGGGGAGCAGCAGCGGCAGGAAGGCGUACUGGGCAGGGGACUUGCUCAAGGGCAGCAUUCCCGUGAGAGCAGGCUUUGGCAGUGCAAGGAGGGCGCCGUCGGGUUAUGGUCCCCGAGGGGAGGCAGGUUCGGGCGAGGGAGGAGGAGCAGCAGCAGGAGGAGGAGGAGAAGGAGAAGGUGUUUCGUCGGUUCAUCUCCUCUCGGCAUCUCACCGCGGUGGUGCCUUUUCCAGUCCUGAACGGUCCGGAUUUUCUGCAGUGGCAGCGGCUGAUUGGGCUGCUAGAAGCAGUGCUGUCCCUCACAAUUCCUCCUUCUCUGCUGCUGCUGCUGCUUCUGCUUCUGCUGAAGAUACUGGUAUUGCUGGAGGGCCCAAUGUUGGGCCGGUGGAAAGUUCCAGGUCAUCGUCUGUGGCUGUAGCAGCUGCAGCAGCAGCAGGAGCAGGAGCAGCAGCUGCAGCAGCCACAGCUCGAUCUGGCUCUGCCCCUCCUUCCCGCCUGGAGACGUUCUUCAGCCUCCGAGGCUCCUCGUUACAGUCUCAGUCACAGCUGCAGCAGCAGCAGCAGAGCGCGCUGCUGCUGCCACGUGGCGCUCCCUCGUUGGAGAGGCUGUUCGGUCACCGCAAGGGUAAGGGCAGCAGCCACAGCGGCAGAGGGGAACUGGGAGGAGGAGCAACAGAGGCCUAUGCAGACAAUUAUGAAGCUUCAGCAGCAGCAGCAGCAGCAGGCGGGGAGCUGUUUGGGCGCGGACUGUCUCUGAGCAGGGCAGAGAGGGAAGUGAGAGUGGAGCGAGAGGAGCGAGAGGAGACGGGGGAAGACGGUGCUGGGGUGUUCAACCGCCAGUUGAGCCUGGACCAGCUGUACCUGCGGAGGAAGAAGAGAGCAGAGAGGAGGCUCAGGGGCGCAAAUAGCAGCGCCUCAGAUGCGCCUCCCCUCUCGCCUCCUGCUAGCUCGGCUCUGGGGUGGGUUCUUGGGGGAGGGAAGUUCAGCAGCAGUGGUGGUAGCAGUAGUGGUUAUGAGGGUGGGAGGAGGCGAGGCGAAGAGAGUGUGGGGGGCGCGCAGCAUGGUAAUAGCAGCGAUGAUGCGACACUCGUUGCGUUCCGUCUUUCCCCGUCCCUUGUGUCCUCGCACCCUGGUGGUGCGACGGCCAGUGAAUCCAUGGCCUGUUCAGAGGGGUCAGCGGCGCAUGAGACGGCACCAGCCAUGGGUGGUUUAGCUCGUAGCAUCGGCAGUGGCAGCGGCGGCGGCGGCGGUGGCAGCAGCACAGGGCUUCAGGGCAGGUGGUGUGAUUUGAUAGAAGAGUAUGGGGGGUCUGGUGCUAGAAGCAGUGCGAGUCCGACUGAGCCUGCCCGGCCGCCCCUCCCCCGCCCACUCCCUCCAAGAGCCCCUUCGCUCACCAAGCAGGGGCUGGGGGGAAGGCCAGGGGAGAAGGGGGGUGAGGGGGCGGAGAGAGAGGAUAGAGGGGCGGAUGGAGAAGAGGCAGUGGUAGAGGGUGCGGACGAGGGGCAAGAAGAUGGUGGAGACCUGGGGUUGGAUUGCAGUGCAAGCAACGGCAAUGGAGCUGGCAGCAGCAGCAGCUGUGUUGUCAGUUGGGAGGAGCAUGAACGCCAGGCGGAGGAGAGUGGCGUUGCCCCAUCUGCUGCUUCUCCAUCUGCUGCUGCCUCAACCGCUGUAUGUGCUUCCAGUGCAGAAGCAUCGGAGGCAGCAGCAGCAGCAGCAAUGGCGGCAGCAGCAGGGAUGAGGAGUCCGAGCAGGGUGGGGAAGCGGCAGGUGUCGUUCCACUCGGUGGUCAAGGUGAUUGAGUUUGUGCAGGCACGGGAGGGAGAGGACAGCAGCAGUGGCAGCGAGUGA
Molecule: messenger RNA, 3795 nt
Organism: Closterium sp. NIES-65
Lineage: Eukaryota; Viridiplantae; Streptophyta; Zygnematophyceae; Desmidiales; Closteriaceae
Source: the annotation of a GenBank genome assembly